This is a messenger RNA of Setaria italica (foxtail millet), 3227 nucleotides long. RefSeq names its product amino acid transporter AVT1B. The transcript has 12 exons. The record is from RefSeq and is a predicted model, not a curated record. NCBI's taxonomy places the organism in Eukaryota, Viridiplantae, Streptophyta, Magnoliopsida, Poales, Poaceae. The coding region runs from base 178 to 1902 and encodes 574 amino acids. Gene Ontology annotation, cellular component: plasma membrane.
CCGUCUCCGCCGUCGCCACCACCGCCGGGGAAAAUCGAGUGCCCCCAAACCACGUCGCCAUUAUAAAAGCCCGUCCCUCUCCCUCCUCCUCACAAUCCGCGCUCUCGGCUCCCUCCCUCCCUCUCUUCUCGCGCAUUACCAUUAAGCGUGGGGUUAACCGAGAGGCGGGAGAGAGAGAUGAAGAACUCGGUGUCGGAACGGAGCUUCCUCAUCGAGAGCGACGACGAGGACGCCGCUGCCGCCGUGGAGGACGGGAAGCGCCGCGGCCAUGGCGGCGAGGAAUCGGGCGACGACGACGUCUCCGGGUCGGACUCGUCGUCGCCGUGCGACAGCCCGCGGGUGGUUGCCGCGAGGUGCAGCCAGCCGAGUUCCUACACCCAGCAAUGGCCGCAGAGCUACAGGCAAUCUAUUGACAUGUACAGCAGCGUGCACUCGCCCAACCUGAGCUUCCUGGGGACACCAUCACUGAGUCGUCUGUCCAACUCCUUCCUGACAAACUCAUUUCGAGGGAAGCCACCGGAGAUCAUCUCCAGCCUAAUCAAGCCUCUCCUGCCAACAAGCACCGCUCCUACCAGUGAUGAACACCAGCAGCAGCAGCAAGAGGACGUGCGGAAGAGCUCCCAUGACCUCCCACCGUCAAGGAAGGCAUCGUCUCUGCAAAGGAUCCCUGAGGAUCACAGGCCUAUUGUUGGGGGCCAUGAGGUGGGGCCCUAUCGGCAGUGCUCCUAUAUUCAAGGGGUCAUGAAUGGAGUGAAUGUCUUAUGUGGUGUGGGGAUCCUGUCAACACCUUAUGCUGUCAAGCAAGGUGGUUGGCUUGGACUAGUGAUACUGGCUGUGUUGGGUGCACUAGCGUGGUACACAGGCAUACUUCUGCGGCGUUGCCUGGACAGCAAGGAAGGCCUUGAGACCUACCCAGACAUCGGACAUGCUGCCUUUGGCACUGCUGGCCGCAUCAUCAUCUCGAUAAUCCUGUAUAUGGAACUAUAUGCAUGUUGCAUUGAGUAUUUGAUACUAGAGAGUGACAACUUGUCAAAGUUGUUCCCCAACGCACACCUGACCAUAGGUAGCUUGACUUUGGAUUCGCAUGUGCUAUUUGCCAUCCUGACUGCUCUUAUCGUCAUGCCUACCACUUGGCUUCGCGAUCUCAGCUGCCUCAGCUUCGUUUCAGCUGGCGGAGUCAUUGCAUCUAUUGUUAUCGUCUCCUGCCUGUUCUGGGUUGGACUUGUUGAUCACGUUGGUCCAGUCAAGAGUGAAGGGACGGCACUGAACCUUCCUGGAAUCCCCAUCGCCAUUGGGCUGUACGGGUACUGCUACUCUGGCCAUGGAGUGUUCCCUAACAUCUACUCUUCUCUGAAGAAACGCAACCAGUUUCCUGCUGUUCUUUUCACCUGCAUUGCUCUGUCUACUGUUCUGUUCGCUGGUGCUGCGAUCAUGGGAUACAUUAUGUUUGGUGAAUCUACAGAGUCCCAAUUCACUCUGAACUUACCCCCAAACCUUGUGGCUUCCAAGAUUGCCGUCUGGACAACGGUGACAAAUCCAAUAACUAAAUAUGCACUAACCAUGACUCCUCUCGCCCUGAGUUUGGAGGAAUUGCUACCUCCAAAUCAGCAGACAUACCCAAACAUUGUAAUGCUUAGAUCAGCGCUGGUGGUAUCUUCCCUUAUUGUCGCUCUAUCUGUUCCAUUUUUUGCCUUUUCAGGACUCGUCAUGUCCCUGGUGGGAUCUUUCCUCACCAUGUUUGUGGCCUAUAUUCUACCAUGUGCCUGCUUUUUGGCGAUCCUUAGGAAUAAAGUGAGCUGGUAUCAGGUAGUACUAUGUGUGUUCAUCAUUGCUGUCGGACUCUGCUGUGCUGGUGUUGGGACAUACUCAUCUCUUUCUAAGAUAAUACAACAGUACCAUUGAAUGUUGCGCUAGAAUUAUACGGUGUCCAUGUAUUUUAAGAGAGAUUUCAGUAUUUGGGUCUCAAUUCGCAUGCCUUUCAUUAUUUGAUAUCGAAUUCGCAAACCUUCCAAAAUUUAACACCGAGACAUGCGAAUUCUUUAUUUUAGGUUCCUUCUCAUUUUCCUUCUUUUCCUUCCCUAUUAUCUUUUCCUGCCCAUGUGAAUGGGCAGUUUUGCCCGUGCCGUUCCUUUUCUUCCUCGUCUCCUACCCCCGUCUGCUCGUCCGAAGAGCAGGACCAGCUGCCGCUCCCACUCAUGUCCAUGGCGAUGCGGCAACGGUGGUUGCGCCGCCGGUUGCGCAGGCAAAGCCAACCGAGUUCGAUCAUGCCUGUUGGCUCUUCGAGAUAAGGGUACAUAUGGCUAUGGCAACCGCUCUGGCCCAAGGACGGCCUCAGCGCCGGCGAUGGUGCCACGGGCUUCGGGUUCGAGAGCUGCUUUUAGCUCUACCUGCCGCCGGCCCACUGACUAGGAAGACCAGCGUCUCACAGCUCACAGGCCAUUCUCAGUUCUUAUAGGUGAAAAAAAAUCAACAAUUCCUCUCUGAAAUCACAAAUUUCCCUCACGGACUCACGAGAAUUCCUCUGCUCUGAUUUUUUUUAUGGUAAUUUUUCCUCUGCUCCGUUGUAGACUGCUCAUAGCAAUCCAUCUGGUGGCUGUGGGCGCUCUCCUGGCCGCUGGACAGCCUCCCAAGCUCUGUCUCGUCCACCGAGCCAUGGACCUGGACAUCCUCGCAGAGCGCUUCGAGCUCCCCCCAGGCCCCCACCGCGGACCACCCCAAGGGCCGCUCUGACCUCCCCGGUUGAGAAGCUCCCCUUCGUUACCUCUACGACGACGGCGGCAUGCUACUGACCUUUAAGGUCAUGCUGAGACCACCAGCUUCGCGCGCACCUGGGAACCAGCCCCGUGAGCUGCCGCCCGGGAGAUGACGGGUAGGAGACGUGGAAGAAAAGGACAAGGUAGGGGCAAAACUGUCCGUUCACAUGGGCAGGAACAUAUAAAGGGUAGGAAAAGAAGGAAAAUGAGGAGAAACACCUAAAAUGAAGAAUUCGCAUGUCUUAGUGUCAAAUUUUGGAAGGUUUGCGAAUUGGGUGUCACAUAAUGAAAGGUGUGUGAAUUGAGACCCAAAUGCUAAAAUCUCUCGUAAUUUUAAAUACUAAUUUUCUGUGGAUUCAAUGCAAAUUGUUGUUCCCAUGAAACAAGAUGGAGAAAAUGGGCAAAAAUAGGCAGGUUGUACUACCGAAGGAGUAUUUUGUUUUGAGGUCUGGUCGGUGACUUGAUCUUGUAUCA